UUAGACCUUUGCAUCAUUAGGAAUCAUUGAAUUUUUUUUUUUUUUCAAAUUUAAAUUGAGCAAGAAAAAAUAAAAUUUUCUACGAUCAAUUUAUUAUAAAGAUUGUUUUUGUGGAUUAUAAGACGGCAUUGGAAUUAGUGUAAUAAUAAGAUUUUUGUAAAAAGCAGAAAUCUGUUAGCCGUAUAAUAUUUUCUUUCAAAUAUACUUUGAGCAAUUACAAAUAUACUUGGAUAAUUUCUUAAUAGUAUAAGUAAAAUUAAAUAAACAAAACGAAAUGCCGAUUGGAAUGGAUUCGAUGCUUGCUAACUUAAUAAAGCGUAAACCAUUACGUAAACCAGUUAUUAAAUUAUCAUGUGGUAUUGGUGAUUCAGAUGGUUUUCCAGCAUUUGAUAGUGAACAAUCAGAGGUUUAUGGAGCACCAGAAGAUUCAAAAUGGGGUUUUAAUAUAACUGGAGGUUCAGAAUUUCAUAUGCCAUUAACAGUUUUUCAGGUUUCACCGCAUAGUCUGGCAGCAUAUGAAGGCAUAAAAUUAGGCGAUAUAAUUUUGUCUAUUAAUGAAAUUGAUGCCAGUCAGAUGUCUUUAGCUCAAGCAAGAGAGAUCAUCGAUUCGGGUUAUAAGCUUUUUAUUGUAUUAAGAAGUAUGGAAGACGAAGAUGUUCCAAUUGAAGAACGUAAACCAGCUGAAGAAAAAUCUAUUAGUAUGAGGGUACCAGAACCAAUGAAACCACCAGAACCUCCAAAAGGUAAAUUAUCCCGUGCUGUCAUUGAAGAGAAAUUACGUUCAAUGCAAAGAAAAUUGUCAGAAAUAGCUGAAAUACCGAAAAUACUUUCAUCAACACUAGAAACAGUUUCACAAACUUUUGAAAAAUUUGUUCCUGAUAUUGAAAAUGAUGUAUCUGCUUAUGAAAAUGAUAUUAAUGAAUUAGAUGUUGUUAAUAAUGAGAAAUUUAAUCUUGAUUAUCAUUUUAAACCAAUUGAUGAAGAUAAUAAUUCAUCAGAAAAAGAAUCUGGAACUCAAGAUGAUUUAAGUAAUCCAGAUAUUUUAUUGAAUGAAAAUAAUGAUGGCCAAAAUAAUAAUGAUGACGAUGAAGAUGAAUUUUUCGAAGCGGAUAGCCUUGAUGGAGAUUUACAAAAAAAUUUUAUUAAUCGUAUUAUUGAUGAUAGCCCAGAAUCCGAUUACAUUUCGAAUUCAGAAGGAGAUGGUGAUGAAGAAUAUUGUUCACCAAUAGAAAUUACUUCUAAUACAAAACCGGUUUCAAUAAUGACAAUAUUGAAUCCAGGUAAAUGUAUGCCAGAAUUAAAAACUGAAGAAGAACAAGCUGAAGAUGAUGAGCAAGUAGAAGAUGAUUCAAAUGUUAAAACAAAAAUUGUUGAAGAUCCUUUAAAAAAAGAAAAAAAUGAAAAGAUUGAUAAAUUAGAAAAAAGUUGGCCAUGGGCAGAUCGUCAAAAAAUUAUAUAUAGAGAAUCGACAUGUCAUUUAGUGCCGAGAUUAUCAAUAGUAGAAAGUAGAAUAAAACAACUAGGAGGUACCAGCACACUGCAAUUUUAUGAAAGGAAACGUCAAAAUAUCAAUAAGUCUGAAUAAAAAGUUGUUAUUCUUUUUAUAAUUUAAAAAAAAAAUUUGCUAUAUAAAUUAAUUUUUUCUUUUUGGAAUUUUCGAUAAAAAGUAUUGAUUUUAGUAGAAAUUACAAUUUUAUAAUUGUUAUAUACAUAUACAUAUAUAAUUUAUAUAUAUAUAUAUACGUUUUAGAUAUAUAAGAUUUUAUAACUUUUUUUACAAAUUUAUUAAAAACAAAUUGUGAAUAUAUAGGUAGUGCAAGUUGCAUUUAAGAACAUAAUGGCAACACAUAACAACAAUAUUAUAAAGAUUCUUGAUUCAAAUUUCAAAAUAUAUAAUUAUUAUAAUCAAAAUUAGAUGUAAGGAAUGGUUUGCUUUAAAAAUUACACAAAAUUAAUAAAAAAAAUGUUUGAUUAAU
Messenger RNA from Condylostylus longicornis, 1976 nucleotides. RefSeq lists its product as uncharacterized. Gene Ontology annotation, cellular component: stress fiber; filamentous actin; Z disc. NCBI's taxonomy places the organism in Eukaryota, Metazoa, Arthropoda, Insecta, Diptera, Dolichopodidae. The record is from RefSeq and is a predicted model, not a curated record. Bases 275 to 1585 code for a protein of 436 amino acids. Gene Ontology annotation, biological process: actin cytoskeleton organization; muscle structure development. The transcript is spliced from 8 exons. Gene Ontology annotation, molecular function: actin binding; muscle alpha-actinin binding.